GAACAAACAAUCCCACUUUUUGCGGUUUUCCUGAGCUAGCUAUCUGGGCUCGCUACGUUAGCAGCGUAUCCCUACUUGGGUUAAGCUUGCCCAAGUUCUAGUACUUGGCCAAGCUUUGCUUGUAAACAAGUAGAGCUUGGGUGUCUGUGAUGACUUGCUACUUGCCCUUUUCCUAUCAGUAGCCUUGGCUGCCUGAAAAUAACGGCUUUGGUAAUAAAUCUUUAGCAGCUUUAUCGAUUCACUGGCCCGAUAAAGCUCCCAAGGGCUAGUCAACCUUGAAACAAUUCGUCUACGAGAGGAACAGCAACACAGAAGAAAGCCCCAAUCGAACUCUUCGCAGGUCACCGACAAUUACAAUAUAUCGUAUGCUCAAAGCAACAGGAUUGAGCAAAUUUGAAACUUCGAGUCACUCAUGCUUCAUGCGACAAUCAUGACAUGGGUCCGUGGAAAUGGUCUCCAUCCCAACAUUUUUCAUCUCCUUUCCAUGUUUUUGGGAUUGGUGUUGUUUGCAUUUGUUAUUUUCAACGGUCACCCUCUUACUUUGGAGCAAGAAUCUCUUCAGAGAGCAUCUAUGAGGCCUUCUAUCAAAACCAACCUCAAACUUCAAAUCGGAGAGAGCUUUGAAACCAGAACAAAUUCGACCAUAUGGAUAAGUAUGGCGGUGUGCUAUUCGUCGAAUACUCUGUAUCACGGAAAAAAGCAUUACCCUUAUACGUAUGCCUUAUUGCUGAGUACGGAUCUGUGGCUUCAACUCACGGAUCACUCAAUUCUUGUUACCAUCGUUCAUAAUGAAACAGACCCGUCUGACGAACUUCAACAGUAUGCUGCCAAAUUAAAUAACUCGAACAGGGUUCAAAUUGUCCUGGUGGAGAACGGAUCCAUGGACUGUCCACUUAAAUCUCAAAUUAUUAGACUCAUUCCACCUCCAAAAGCCUGGCUUAGACCCAACGACUUAUAUGUCACGUCAGAUGUGGAUGCUUUUCCAAUGGUGCCAAGCAUUUUUGAGGUUCUCAGAUCAAACCACAAGAUUUGGAUUUUUCAGUACCAACACACUCUGAUGAGAACGGAUACAUUGCCGAUAAGUUUUAUAGCUAUGAGGGUUCACUUAUGGCGGGACUUGCUGAUUCAAAACUCCUCCGAAAGCUUAGUUAGUCAUUUUGGGUCCAUUUUAAACUGGGCUCAAGACACAUGGGGCUUUGAUCAAGAUAUUGUCUCCAGAGUGAUAUUGUCCUCCAAACUGUGCACUUUACCCAAAGACCACGGCCUUUAUCCACGGCUAAGGAUACCGAUCCCCAAAAAACAAAUCAACGACACGGCGACUUGCUUCCAUGGAGCCACGUGGGCCAAUUGCAAUAAAGGCACACCGACAUUAGCCCAUGUUUGUAAGUGGUGGCAUUUCUAUCCCUCGGACUCACAAGGCGUUAUGUACAAAAAAUAUUUGGACAUCCUUAUGCGCAAUGACCUCCAGGAUCAAGCUAAAAAAUUUUAGAAUUGGAAAUGGUUCCUCAGCGUAAUCAUGAUGAACCUGAAGGGGGACGUUCGAGUCGAGCUUUAACUACAUGGAUUUGAGCACAAGCAUUGCGUUCUUCUCCAAAUGAUUGGUAUUUGUAUUUUGUCAAUGAGUAGUACGUACUUUUUACUCUCUUGAAGGAUCAAGCAAGAAUUUUCGUAAAAGAAUGGAACCAUUUUUGAAAGUCCUUGACUAAGCUGCGUUCUUCUUCAAAUGAUUGGUAUUUGUAUUUUGUCAAUAAGUAGUAUGUACUUUUUAUUCUCGAAAAAGAAUGGAUUUUGCGUAAAAUUAUUGUUCACUUCAGAUUUAAAUUGAUU
Molecule: messenger RNA, 1827 nt
Organism: Tigriopus californicus
Lineage: Eukaryota; Metazoa; Arthropoda; Copepoda; Harpacticoida; Harpacticidae
Exons: 3
Coding region: 413-1489 (358 amino acids)
Source: RefSeq, a predicted model, not a curated record